GAACCUGGAGCCCGAGCGGGAGCCGGAGCCGAAUCGGUACCCUGAGCCCUGCGGCCGCGCCUACGUCUCGAUCCCCGCCCGCCCGCUCCCCUGCCCGGAUGCCACCGCCCCCGCCGUCCGCGAGGUGACUCGGGCAUGAGCCUAGCGCGUUGUCCCGCAGAGCGAGCGUCCCGGGUCCCGGCCGCGCCGCCUAGCGGGAGCCAGCACAAGACCUCCCAGGAAGGGGUUAACGCCAGCCCCGCGAGGGAGGGGACUGGGCCGGACCAUUCUCCCCGCAGCCGCCUCCACCUCGGUUUUCCUGAAUGCAGGCGCCGGGCGCAGGAGCAGGGAGAACAAUGCUGAUGCAGGCGAGGUGAGGAGCGGCCCGCCAGCCAGCGAGCUGCGCCCCACGCGCGUCUGCACAGGUGAUCGCGGGACCCAGGCUGCCCCGGCCCCCCCCACUCCGCUCCCCCAGGCGGCUGGGCGCCCCCAGACACGGUGGCGGCGGCGGCGGGGGAGGAAGCCAUGGCGACCAAUUUCAACGACAUCGUCAAGCAAGGCUAUGUGAAGAUGAAGAGCAGGAAGCUUGGGAUCUACCGGAGGUGCUGGCUGGUGUUCCGGAAGUCCUCCAGCAAAGGGCCCCAACGCCUGGAGAAGUACCCGGAUGAGAAGUCAGUGUGCCUCCGAGGCUGCCCCAAGGUGACCGAGAUCAGCAACGUCAAGUGUGUCACAAGGCUUCCCAAGGAGACAAAGAGGCAGGCGGUGGCCAUCAUAUUCACCGAUGACUCUGCCCGGACCUUCACCUGUGACUCAGAGCUGGAGGCGGAGGAGUGGUACAAGACCCUAUCCGUGGAGUGUCUGGGAUCACGGCUCAAUGACAUCAGUCUGGGAGAGCCAGACCUCCUGGCCCCAGGGGUGCAGUGUGAACAGACAGAUCGUUUCAACGUCUUCCUGCUGCCCUGCCCCAACUUGGAUGUGUACGGCGAAUGCAAGCUGCAGAUCACCCACGAGAACAUCUACCUCUGGGACGUCCACAACCCCCGCGUGAAGCUCGUCUCGUGGCCCCUCUGCUCGCUGCGCCGCUAUGGCCGGGAUGCCACACGCUUUACAUUUGAAGCUGGCCGGAUGUGUGACGCUGGGGAAGGGCUCUACACCUUCCAGACACAGGAGGGGGAGCAGAUCUACCAGCGGGUCCACAGCGCCACCCUAGCCAUCGCCGAGCAACACAAGCGGGUCCUGAUGGAAAUGGAGAAGAACGUGAGGCUGCUGAACAAGGGCACGGAACAUUACUCAUACCCCUGCACACCCACUACCAUGCUGCCCCGAAGUGCUUACUGGCACCACAUCACAGGCUCCCAGAACAUCACUGAGGCCUCCAGCUAUGCCAGCGAGUCGCUGCAGUGCCCCACACCUGCCUGCCAAGACGCUCCAUGGAGGACAAGGCCCCUGGGGCAGGGAUCUUUCGACCUGGACCUGAGUCCUGGGCCUGCAGGUGAGGGGUAUGGGGUGGCCCAGGCCAGCUCAGAAACGGACCUCCUCAACAGAUUCAUCCUGCUAAAGCCAAAGUCCAGCCAGGGGGACAGUGGUGAGGCCAAAGCUUCAUCCCAGUGACAGCAGGCUGACGUGCAUUGACAACUGCUGGGGCUGCCAAUUGCAGGGCUGCCUACAACAUAUUGUGGACUACAGCCUCCAGGGGCUGCUGGCUUAGAUCCUGGAGAAGGGGAGCAGGCUGCCCCUUCCUUGUCCCCCAGGCUGAGACUGGACUGAGACGAAGGGCUGGCCACGCCACCUGAGCAUGUGUGAGGGGCUGGAGCUAUCGUGGGACUAUAUACUGUUAAUGAUUUUAAUAUAUAUGGCUUAUAACAUAUUCUAUAUGGAGAUCCCCCCGUCCCUCCCUGCCACCACCACAUACACAUUUUUGAAUCCCAUGACUAGGCCCCAGUCUAGGCUGUUUUUGGCUGUUAAGGCCAGCUGUCUCCCUGUCCUCUGUGGUACUGCCCUCCUGCUGCCGGGACUUUGCUUGAGCUGCCAGGGCCAGAGGAGGCAGACAAUUAGAACUCAAGGCUGAGGCUGCCUGGCUGGAGCCUUGCCCCACCAUGGCACAGGGCAGAUCUGGACUUGCACUGUGUCACUUGAAGUUUUAAGCAGAGAUGACAACUGGCUGACACCUCAGGUGGAAACCUGGUUUUAUAAUGUAACGUAUACCCAGGCUCCCUCCUGCCUCCUGUUCAGUAGGCUAAGCAGACACCCUGGGUGUGGAGGGUGCUGAUUACCUCAGCCAGGUGACCAGUCUAGGUUUCCUCCUGCCCCAUGGUCAGGCAGGACUGCUGUGGGGUGCCCUCUGAUCUGGCCACACUCUGGCUGGCCAGAAGCACUCAGAAAUGGUCCCAUUUCCUCUUCCCCACAUGGUGCUGAGGCUCCCUGCUGAAAUGCAAUUAAAGCAAUUGAUUUUCUAGUGCAGAAGGGCUAUCUUUCUAUUCACAUCAAACCUUUGGUUGUGUGUGUGUAUGCGUGUGUGCGUGUUUUUUUAAAAAUAAUUUAAGGUUCUGAUUUAUAGGAACAGAGCUUGUUGUAAAUAACCACUAUUCAAGUUGUAGCAAGACAGUGAGCAAGCAAGAGCCCCCAGCCUCCAACAGAGCCUUUGCAUGGGGGGGGGGGGGCACAGCCAGCCCAGCUCUGAGCCCAGCCUGGCAACGGCUGCCCAGAGGACAGGCUAGUUUGAAGGCAGUGUGGGACCAAAGGCUUUGAGGGCAUGCAGAGCUGGCUGGUGCAGUUAGUGGCACAAUGACGCAUGAAGGAGUUUAUGUUGUGCUCUUUAUUGCCAAAAAAUAAAAACCAAAAAAAAAAAAAAGACAAACUACUGUUGAUCAAUAAAUAUCCCUUCAUUUCUGUA
This is a messenger RNA of Erinaceus europaeus (western European hedgehog), 2872 nucleotides long. RefSeq names its product docking protein 4 (gene DOK4). The transcript is spliced from 9 exons. The record is from RefSeq and is a predicted model, not a curated record. NCBI's taxonomy places the organism in Eukaryota, Metazoa, Chordata, Mammalia, Eulipotyphla, Erinaceidae. Gene Ontology annotation, biological process: cell surface receptor protein tyrosine kinase signaling pathway; positive regulation of MAPK cascade. The coding region runs from base 505 to 1590 and encodes 361 amino acids. Gene Ontology annotation, cellular component: cytoplasm.